This is a messenger RNA of Achroia grisella, 1841 nucleotides long. RefSeq names its product alkylglycerol monooxygenase-like. Gene Ontology annotation, molecular function: iron ion binding; oxidoreductase activity. The record is from RefSeq and is a predicted model, not a curated record. Bases 217 to 1587 code for a protein of 456 amino acids. NCBI's taxonomy places the organism in Eukaryota, Metazoa, Arthropoda, Insecta, Lepidoptera, Pyralidae. Gene Ontology annotation, biological process: lipid biosynthetic process. The transcript has 10 exons. Gene Ontology annotation, cellular component: endoplasmic reticulum.
UGCCGCACGUGAGUGCACGCCGCUAGUCUGCAUUCUAGAUCGAUACGAUCGAUUGCGAUCAUUUGAUCGAUUUGUACUUCGGCAUUUGAACUGUUAACAUAAAUAUAUAUAUUAAAAAGUGUUGUUAAUGUGUGAGUUGUAAUGAUGUGUGAAGUUUUAAUUGUGUGAACACAUUUUUAUGUUUGUUUUAUUUUUAAGUAGGCGCUAAAACGCAAUAUGGCGGUAGACUUCUCAUACGCUAACGCUACAAUCAGCAAUGGCUUUACGGAUAUACUGAGCGAGCAUAUGAAGGCAGUCGGCAGGAUAUUCUACUUACAUUCACCACAAGAUACCAUGUUCGAAAGGAAAGAAGAUGUACCAAAUUUUUUUAGACAAUCAUGGCCAUAUUUUUUAAUCUUCAUGAUUCUAGAACACAUAGUAUUAAGGUUAGAAGGAAAGAAUGGUAUUCGACUUAAUGAUGGAAUUACCAGUAUAUCUCAUGGAAUAUUUCAAGAAUGUGGCAGAUUAAUAUGGCGAGGCGCAGAAUCCUAUCUAUAUACAUGGAUUUAUUCUAACUUUAGACUCGUGGAAUUGCCUUGGAAUCAUACAGUCACGUGGUAUGCGGCUGCUUUAGGAGUCGACUUUUGCUACUAUUGGAUGCAUAGAGCUUGCCACGAAGUGCAUAUAUUAUGGGCUCAGCAUCAGGUCCAUCAUACCUCUGAAGACUUCAACAUGGGGAUCGGGAUUAGACAGUCUGUGCUGCAGGGAUGGGGUGGCUUUAUAUUCUACCUACCCUUGGCGCUGGCGAUCCCGCCUGCACAGUUUGUGAUGCACCACCAAUUCAGCUAUCUGUACAUGUUCUGGAUACACACCGAAACCAUCAAGAGCCUUGGUCCUCUAGAGUAUAUACUUAACACACCCAGUCAUCACAGAGUGCAUCAUGGAAGCAACAAGUACUGCCUUGACGUGAAUUACGGCGGCGUUCUUAUCAUUUGGGACCGGAUGUUCGGCACCUUCCGCCCAGAGACUGAUAAAAUUGAAAUUGUCUACGGUCUUAUCUACAACCAGCCGUCUUUCAACCCUCUUCAUUUACAGUCAUUCUACACUGCAUACGUGAUCAAACGGUUCCAGAGUAUGACGACGACUGGGAACAAAUUGAAAGCAUUAUUUUGGGGCCCCAGUUGGCAACCAGGGUCGCCUCGACUUGGAAAUGAAGAGGAUAAAAUAGAUGUUCAAUUUCGUGAGAAGUUCGAUGUCCAUUUGCCUGCCUGGUGUAACAUAUAUUUAAUAUUACAUUACUCCGUGGUAUUAUAUGGAUUCUUCGAGUUGUCCGCCAAAUACAUGGGCAUGACACCAAUCUCAGUGUUAAUUUUCGUUUUCUACAUUAUCGCAUCUUUAACCGUAAUCGGCAUGCUAUUUGAUAACUCCAAGCAUUCUUCUCUACUGGAAGUACUUCGGUGUUCGGCGCUUGCCUUCCUUGCUAGAAGCGUAGCUGUUACCAAUCCUGGUCUCGGCACCAUGUUACAGAUCUUCUACGUAGUGUCGGCUAUGUUCUGGUGUUUGAAUAUACUGAAGUUAUUAGAAAUUAAGAAGACGAAAGUAGAAUGAAGUGUAUAAGUAAUUACAUGCACCACCCUUUCUAUGUUUGAACAGAACUCAUAUUAUCUGUAAGUGAUUGCUUUUUGAAGCGAUCUGAACUCAUCGCCUUUCCUGUGAAGAGUGUUGUUUUUUUAUCAAUUAGUUCUGUGACAAUAAUUCAGCUCUAUAAAAAAAAGAAGAAAUUAGAAGUGUAAAUCACCUUAUCACGUUAGGUAAAGAAGAAGGAGAAUAACUUAAUUUUAACAUUUUAUCCCCACACAAGG